Messenger RNA from Fusarium mangiferae, 1674 nucleotides. RefSeq lists its product as uncharacterized. The record is from RefSeq and is a predicted model, not a curated record. NCBI's taxonomy places the organism in Eukaryota, Fungi, Ascomycota, Sordariomycetes, Hypocreales, Nectriaceae. Gene Ontology annotation, molecular function: DNA-binding transcription factor activity, RNA polymerase II-specific; zinc ion binding; DNA binding. Gene Ontology annotation, biological process: regulation of DNA-templated transcription; DNA-templated transcription. Bases 1 to 1674 code for a protein of 557 amino acids. Gene Ontology annotation, cellular component: nucleus. The transcript is spliced from 4 exons.
AUGCGGACGGCGUCAUCAUGUAGUGUUUGCAGGGCCAGAAAGAAGCGGUGCAUAGCCGGAUCUUCAGGAGAGACAUGUCAGUUAUGCUCGCGGAAAGGUCUACGAUGCGAUGCACCUCCACCCCGUACAUCCACAGGUAACCCACAGCCAAUUCAAGCUCAUGUAGUCAGCAGUGGACACCCAGCUAUUUUACCGCCUGCCGAAGGCUCUAUCUCAUGCCCUCUCAAUGAUAGUCCGACCUCCGAGGGUAGCAUAGAAUCACAAAUUGUCAAAACCACGCUCGAGGAUCAGGACUUAUGCGAAGAGCUAGUCGGCAUUUACUUUGACAUCAUACACUUUAAACAGCACUUGAUUUUCCACCCACAAUCCUUCAUACAAGAUCAGAAGAAGGGACUUGUACCAGACUACCUAUUAUUGGGCGUCAUGGCACUUUCAGCUAGGUUCUCUUCAAAUCCCUCAUUCGACGGCACGUCUCCAUGGGAACGAGGAAAGUCGUUUUUACAAGAUGCAAUUAGGUCUUUUAAUGAACGGACUAAGCUUAUAUCGCUCGAAGCUCUCCAAGGCUGUAUUCUCCUUGCGUUUGGUGCCUUUGUCGAGGGGGAUGCAGAUCAAGAUGCCCUACUGACCUGUCAAGCAAUCCGGAUGGCCCAAUCCCAAGGGCUUCCCGCAAAUUUAAGCUCUGACGGACUGACUAGAGAAAUCCAGAUUAAUUUAUACUGGCAGACGUGGAUGAUGGACUGUUGGACCUCUGUCCGUGCCGAACUGCCUCAGCAGCUCCGUAACGAUCCGAGUUUUCCCAGACCUUUGAGGCAGGACUUGUUUGACCGUCUAUCCCCGGGUGGCCCUGCUGAUGACUCUAUGGUUUCGGAUGUGUCACGAGUGAGUAUCUGGGGUUUGAUACUCCCAUUAAGUCACUGGCAUGCAGAAGCAGUACAGCUCAAUCACGAUAUAGUAAACAAACCAGCCGCUGAGUUCACUGUCAGACAACUUGUGCGCGGUCUGGCAAGUAAACUAGACCAUUGGGUUACCGGUUUACCACACAAUCUCCGGAACACAACGGAGAAUUGGAAGACGUACAUGCACAUUGGUCAAGGUCGACUAUUUGCAGUUAUGCACGUCAUCUAUCACCACACAUGUCAAUUGCUAUUCUACCAAUUCCUUAACAGAUACGCGUUACCCGAGGGACAAGACGUCACGGCAUUAGACGAAGAAGCCGUCACCUAUGCCAAUCUUUGUAAAGCUCAUGCCAUAGCUUUAAGUAAGCUUAUGUGGGAGCUUAACUCGUCCCCCGAAUUAGACUGUCUGUGGUCACCGGUGAACAGUCAUCUUGUUGUUGUUGCAUCAACAAUCCACCUACACACGAUGCUUUUAGGAGCCGACAGGCCAGAGGCAAAAGAAGCAAAACGACUCCUUGAGCAAAACUUCAUGAUUCUACAGGAACUCCAGAAGUACUGGCCCUCUACCGAGAUUGCUCUUCUUCGACUCCAAACCUUUCACAAUGCCUGCCGGGUCAGUACCAUCUCAAAAACCUUUGAUAUGGAUCACUGGAUGGCGAACUUCCUCAUCAGAUAUGAUUUAUCCGUCCAAGAUCGAGAUAUCGACGUGGAGCUAGCGUCUUUGGGUAAAAACGACGAUGGAACCCAAAUUUGGGAUAUGGUAGCCAAUGACAGCUGA